AUACAGGUUACCAAGUGGAAAAGGAAGUGUUUUGUUGAUUGUUCUCAGUAGUCCCUCCAUCUGUGUUUCUGAUCCUGGUUUUUAAUUUAUGUGGCUGUUAACUCUUACUGAAGUUUGUAAGAAUAUAAUUUUAAAUUUUUAUGCCUUGUGACCAGUGGGUUCCAAAGUCUUUUGAAAGAGACUGGAGGAAAGGAUGGAAGCUGGAACAUGAUGGAGUCAGAAUAAUCUUCUGUGCCUGUUUUUUUUCGGGAAACACCAUUAAACUAAGGCUUGGAAGUUUUGUUUGAAUAAAUAAUGUUCAAAAUAAACCUAGAAGAAACCUAAACAGUGCUGAUGGCUCCUUGAGUCUCUCUGCAUUUCAUGAGAGCUGUAGCACUUCUCAGAAAGAUGGCUUUCCAAAACUUACUUUAAAGAGAAAUUGAAGAGCUGGUAGGCAUGUAAUCAGAAAACUGAGGCUAAAAAAGGAUGAGCUUCUAUUGCAUUUUACUUCUGAUAAGUUUUUAUUUCUUGAUCUUGUCUGUGGGAGUCUUCUGUAGGCUAGUUGAUUUGAAUGGUUGUGAGGGUAGUAAUAGACAUCUUAAAUGUACAGUAAUGCAAGCAGGAGAGUUAAAACAACAUAAUAUUAUGACCAUGAAUUUUAUAAUUAAAUCUGAAGUGUGGCAGGGAUGAUAUUUUGUUAUUUCUGUGCUCCAGGGUAACUGAACAUGAGACUGAAGGACUACUAGCACUGCAACGGUGAAAAAUAUUUACAUGGUAAUGUUACACAGCCAUCUUGUAGUGCCUUAAAAUUGCCCAGCCACUUUACCCACAAACUAUGUGCUACUGAGAAAAUAAGGGCAGCUCAUAAUAAUCAAAGCAGUGGUAAUGAUUGAAUUGGCUCAUCCUGUUCAAUUUUAAAACAAAAGAAGAGGGAUAACUCCAAGUUAUUCCUUCAUUUAUUAUUUCAGUACUAUAGUUCACAGUUUCCCUCUUACUCGGUAGUUUAAAAGCACAUGUAAGCUUCAGUUAACAAAGCAGAUCAGCAGAGCUUGUAUAUUUGAGACAUCAGCCGUGGAGUUUCUAGUUUAAAUCUGACUCAUGUUUAUUGGGAUCAGAGGUUGGGCAAGCUUUCAGAAAUCUCAAGUCUACUGUGUAAACUUAGCCAGAGUGAGCUUUAGGCCUGUCUUUAAUGUACAGUUCAGCUGGUGACCAUGGCAGUUUGGCUUUUCUUGAAGGAUCUGUGCUUAUUAUCAGCUACAGGGACUACCAAAUCUUCCUUCUGGCUGCACUGGCCCUGGGUUUGCCAGAUGAGCCUCAGCCAUCUAGAGCCGUCCUCAGAAGGUGUGUUUAUGUCCAUUCCUGCCAAUACAUCCGCUAAAGGUCUCCACCUGCUUAUAUAUAAUUCAGCAUCCAGCAGAGAGGCCAUGCUGACAGAUAGACCUGUGCAGGUAUCAGGUACUGUGAAAGGGAGAGGAAUCACUUAUUGCAGAACAGCGGAUCGAUCCCAGGAAAGUCGAGUGUUAAGGACGGUACCUUUGCUAGCAGCUUGUCUUCCUCCAGACAAAUACAAAAUUUUGGUUGGUCGACGUUUUAGUGAAGACAGGUAUCCUGAAUUAGCAACUGUGUGCAGAAAUCCCAGUACUCUAAUUUUGUAUCCUGGAGCUGAAGCAACCAAUUUGGAAGAAGUUGCUGUGAUGUAUUCUAGUCCAUCUGUUAUGAUCAUCAUCGAUGGAACAUGGAGUCAGGCUAAAGAUAUAUUUUACAAAAAUUCUCUCUUCCGGCUUCCCAAGCAGGUGCAGUUAAAACCCAACAUUUCAAGUCAAUAUGUAAUUCGUACUCAGCCAACAAACACCUGUCUGUCUACACUUGAAUGUGCAGCUGUUGCUCUUAGUAUCAUGGAAAAAAAUAAGAGUAUACAAGAGACUAUACUCCGUCCACUUCAAGCUUUAUGCUCUUUCCAGCUUCAGCAUGGUGCCCAGAUCCAUCACAGCAAGGAGCAUCUUCUCAAAAAUGGUUUAUAUGACAAGCCAAUGCCAAAGAAUAAGCGCAAACUCAGAAGAAUGGAGCUUUUGGUGAAUAAUGUUAAAAUAUAAGAAAACUGUACUGACAGUACAGUGGGAUUUAUUUGCAGCUAGCAAAUGAAUAUGAAUCUGGAUUUGAUCCAAACAGUUGACUGUACUGUAAUAAAACAACUUUUAGGCCAUUCAUAAGCAAGAGUUUAUCUACCAAUGUGACAAACAGUAAUGGACAAACUUUUUCAUUUUUGCAGUAGGCCACGUGCCUUUGUUCAGAUGGUAGAAGAUCAUUCUCAUUUCCUGUAGAAAAGAAGAAGAAAACUCUGAGCAUAAUUUAGAGUUAUGUUAUCUCUUGGGUGACAAGUAUGAUCCUCAAUAUGACUGGAUAAAUUUACUUUGGAGAAGCUUUUAUCAGUACAAAAAGACAUGGAAUAUGAAUGUGAUGGAAUAGUAAGGCUUCAGCAUUUAGAAGUAUAUUGAAUUUCUGCUGAGCAUUAUAACUUCAGUAUCUGAUUACAGUAGGUUUUCAAACUGUAAUUCCUUAUAUUACUUAGUUCAAAUGAACAUAAGGCAUGCUAUUUGUAUAGUUCUUUUUUAAUUUGAGUUUUUUAUUUCUUACAUUAUUAGAAUUCCUUAUCAUAAAUUUAUAUACAUUUUACAAUGCAGUCGGGUUUAGUUUGUCUCUCAGGCUUAAUUUUUAAAUUAAGCCCACAUAUGUUUUUACCAGAACCUGAACACUUCUGACUUAAAAAAAAAAAAAGUGAAUGUAGAGAAAUUAUUUUUGGAAUUAUAACUCAGGUGCUUCACUUUUACUUCAACAAAAACUACUCUUUCACAGAAGGGGACAUUUUAUGGAUGUUGAUACGCCAUACCCUGAUAUGCAAUCGUUAUGAUACUAAAGGAAUUAAACAAACCCAGUGUAAACAUCUCUGUAAGAAGUAUGAUGCAAUGAGAAAUGAUUAUGUCUGGAUACAACCUACUAAGAUGAUUGCAGAUCCAUUAGGUUUGCAUGUGUUCUUUAAUUAGUUCUUCUCUUCUAGUAGUGAUAUAACUGUACCUCUUUCUAAUGGGAAUUAAUAGAAGUUGAAGAAUUGGGUACUUUUACAAGCUUUGUAAAGUAAUAUUUUAUGAUCUGGAGGAAAAAAAAAUGAAAUAAAGUUUUUGGUGUUCCUUUCUUCAUGUUCAUAAAUGCCUCCUACAUGACACAGAUGAAAAUGUGUAAUAUUUGUCUUUACUAUUGGUUCCACUGUAGGUAACAACAUGGAGCUAACUGGGUACUAAUUAGACUUAGAAAAAGAUAUUUUGUCUUUAAUUUAUGAGCUGCAAGGCAAGAAACUACAGAAGUGGAGGGUGUAAACACAGCUAACCAAUAUAUUAACUGAAAGCAUUUCUGCAAUUAACAAGAGGUCAAAAUUAGGUCAGAGAUUAGCUAAGAAAUUUUAGAGCUAAUAGUGACCUUUUGUUUAGGCAUGGAUUAACAAUUUAAUUUGUCUGGAUAUGUUAGCAAAGUUUAUGUAACCUUUUUCUCUUCUUCCAGUCUAGAUAAAUCCCGUAUCUGUCGCUAAAUUCAGCAAACCUGAAUUAGUUUUGACAAAUCUGAAGCAAAACAGUGUCAGAUGAUUAAUGAUAGUGUAGAUGCACUUUUGUUCACAUUGGAACAGAGAAAAGGACAUGUUUAUUCCUGUAGUGAAGCACAGCGCAGCAAUCUCCAGGCUAGCUUGGAGGCUGAAGUUGCAAUCUUGUGCAACUUGCGUGCACAGCCUUGUGUGUGACACUGCCUCCAGUUCUGGGGUUGGCAUGGCUCGUGCUGGGCUGGGAAUCUGUUUCCCCUGUGCCCAGGGACAUGGUCCAAGCAUUCCUUAAGGAAACAAGGGUAUCAGUUAGGCUUGAUUGUUAAUGCCGUAUUUACAUAUAUGAACAAUGUUCACAUUUAAUGUUGUAUAUCUUAAUUUAGUUUACCUUAUUUUAGAUUCAUCUAGAACAGUAGAACAUCUUUCAACCUACGUUGUGAAGAUUAUUUUCCUAGACAGAAGACUAAAUGAGUCUUUUCAUAACAUGUGAGUUUAUGUUAUGGAGAACAGAAAGAAAUUUGUAUUGCAGCCUGGGAUUCACAGACAUCUGCAAAAUGCCUUAGAAUUACAGGAUCAGAGAAAUAGUUGUCUUAAUUGAGUUAUAAUCCGACAUUAAAUACUCUUGUGCAUGCAAUCUCUGCAGAGUUUUCAUGUUUUUCAGCAAAGGACAAAUUCCACACAGCUUACAAUAAGCACUUUUUACUUUUGUUGCUUCAUCUUGUUCUUCUAAUUUUGCUCCUGUGGUUAACAGGAUUUGUAGGAUGUAAUGCUGGAUGCAUGGAAGCCUUUAAUUGCUAAUUUCCUGUGUUGUACGAUACUAGAUCAAUCACUAUGCAGCAGUUGCUGAAGAAAUGAAAAACAAUUCAUUGCAAACCUCCAGGCAUUUCAUUUUUUGGUUUUUUUGUAUGUCCCAUCUCAGCUAUAAUACAGUGAUCAUUUAGAUGCAACACAGCAGUCACAUGAAGUUCAAUUUCAGAUUUGUUCAAAGCUAUUAAACACAAAAUACUUUUUUUUACUUUUUUUUGGUGGAACUUACAUGGCUUUAAAAAUAUACAUAGUGUAAGAGGAAGAGUUUAGAAAGGUUUUUUCAGGUCUUUUGGAUUCAGAAUUUAUCUCUAAAUACAUGACCUGAAAGAAAUGGGUACUCUGAAGUCCAAGCUCUUUUGACGGAAGUUGUGUGUGAUGAAGUAGCACUCUUUGCAAGCAAUUUCAUUAGAAUGAGUUUACUUUGCAAUUUUAUUUUUUGCUGUAAUAGUCAAUCUGUUUCAUUUUUCACUUACCAAAAGAUUAAUGAGUGAAACCAACCAGUCUAACAAGAUAUUGAUUAAAAAAAAGGAACGUGUUUACUUCUAAUGUUUGGUCCUUUGUCCCUGUCCACUUUGUAUUUCCAAAUAUUGCUACCAAAAUGAAAUCUGCUUUCCAUGUGCCACUAUGUCAUGCUUUGGGGAACUGGUGACUUGGAUAGCAGGCUUUUGAACACAUGUAAAAAUUUUACGAAGGUGGGCAUUGUUAAGUCUCCAUAUUUUCAUAAUCUGUACAACAAAGUUUAAGAAAAAAGACAAAGCUAGAAAACUUUCAAAACAAGAACACCCCCACACACACACCUUUUGUUUAGAAAGUUUUCAAAUUAAAAGUGAAGAGACGCUCAGAACAAACAUAAAUUUAUUUUUCUUCAAGAUUUUAGUUUCAUUGCCUCGUAACUCCAUUGGAAUUCCAGCUGGAAGAUGGUGUUACCAUACUACCAAUAAAUUACUCUUUUAUUAGUUUUUCUUGAAAUAAAAAGGAAACUUUUCAAGUGACUUCAAAAGGUGCAAAAAUUAUUUUAAGACUAAGGGUUUUCUUCUCAAUUGUUACAUUAGAUAAAAAAUUGUUUAUGCUACAUUAUUUUCUACAACUUCCCUGCUUGUUUUGAAAUUUAAUUAAAACCUGAACUUUUUAAAAGGGAUAGUGGUUCAUGCUUUUCUCCUGAGGAUUGUGUUUAUUAUGCCUACAUACACAAAUGCACAUAAAUUAUAUAUUUGUUUCUGCUUUGAAGCAAUAAAAGAUCUAAUUUACUGUGA
Molecule: messenger RNA, 5625 nt
Organism: Harpia harpyja (harpy eagle)
Lineage: Eukaryota; Metazoa; Chordata; Aves; Accipitriformes; Accipitridae
Gene: DTWD2
Product: DTW domain containing 2
Exons: 7
Coding region: 1191-2072 (293 amino acids)
Source: RefSeq, a predicted model, not a curated record